Molecule: messenger RNA, 2379 nt
Organism: Letharia columbiana
Lineage: Eukaryota; Fungi; Ascomycota; Lecanoromycetes; Lecanorales; Parmeliaceae
Exons: 1
Coding region: 1-2379 (792 amino acids)
Source: RefSeq, a predicted model, not a curated record
AUGAAGCCCAUACCUGUGCUACACAUGAUACUUGCCCUAUUAGUGUUCUUCGCACUGGCAGCAUCAGUAUCAGCCGAUGAAGACAAGGAGAAGAAGAAGGAUCCAUUCAGAUUCGCUCUGAUCCCCGCGUACCUCAGCGUUGCAAUACCGUCAUUGAUUUUCGUCUCCUGGGCUUUAUGGCGAAGCAUUCACAACUGGGGUUCGUGGAAGAUCCAUACUCCAUCACCUCGGCCACAAUGUCUGAGAACAACGCUUGGAUGGGUCGAUCGAGAAACAUUGGAGCUAAGGCAAGCAAAGCGAGCUAAGCGCAAGAAGGCCAAACGCGAUCAGCAGAAAGUCUAUCGUACUACCAAGGCCAACUACAAGUGGAUAUUCCAUGACCCUACCCGUGAACUCCAGCAGCGAUUCGAUGACCAGAAAGAGCGAUCCCACCUUCGCUUGCUACCAUCCUGGAUGCGAAGCUACCCACACGGAACUCUGCAGUCGGGCAUGUUGGCGAAUAUAUCAGCGUCUCUUCAACAUUGCCAACUCGAUGGCAACCCCAUGUCUGGUGCACUUCACGAUCCCUACCGGCUGCCUGACCUCCCCAUCAUGGACUGGCCUGAUGCACUCGUGCCCGGCGCUCCUGAGAAAUCUUGCCUUCUGCCUAAGGUUCCAAUGAUGUGCCAGCCAAAUGUAAUUCAGAUCUGGCAUAUUCGUGAAGCACCGCUGCCUGAGCGCAUGGGUCUUCCACCUCUCGAAUCUGAACAAGAGCUCAAUGGCGAGGUGGAUGCCCAAGCGACAGUAAUCAGACGUGACACGGAGCACAGGCUUAGAGAGGGACGUCCCCGAGAGAGAAUGAAUGAGUUUGCAUCGGAGCCCAGCAUUGAAGUGGGAGGUGCUCUUCUUCCAAUCUUCACCCCCCCGGUCGUGCGACCUCCUCCCGUGUUUAGCAGACAGCCCGUACGAGACACUCCUGGUCCAGAAGCCAGGAGCUUCGCAGUCAGACGUUCGCGCUACAUCGAGAGACACAUCCAAGAAAUUCGUAAUGACCCUAGACUGAUGCUGGUCCGCGGCUCACUGGACGAAUUGAUGCGAGAACUUCGUCGAGCCACUGGUGCCGACCACAGACAUGCCCCCAUUGCCAGUCGAGCGCCCGUGCGGGAUCCUACUGUGCCAGAGAGCGUACGUCAGGCACGCAGACAUCAACAAUACAUCGAGGAGCUUGAGAGCAGCAUCGACGACCUUCGUAGUGAAUCCACAAUAACUCCGGUCCGUGGCAGACUGGACAGCUUGAUGCACGAGCUCCGUGCAGCAAGAGCUACAAGGGACAGACUAGCUCCCAUUCCCAGUCUGCGCCCGGCUGUCCCUAGCUCUCAAGGUCAGCUUCAGAGCACUCAAGUUAACCAGCUACCGACUCCCAUUCAGAGCACAGCCGCGGGAUUCCAGCCCAGACCAAGAGUUAGCUUCGGCGCGACGAUACCUGGUACGGUAGAAGUCAUGAAUCUCGUAGACAGACUUCACCAUCUCACCAUCGAGAACCUUCAGAACUGGCUCCGAGACUUACAGAACCAUAUGAACUUUCUAAAUAUUCGAGAAUUCGUUAGGACCGUGGAUGCGUUCAACAGCACAUUUCAAGGACUCACUUCAAUACGGGCCAAUCUGGCCCUUAUUGCCAGCUUGGGCCCGGCUCAUCCCGUCAGCCAAAGGCUGCUUCGUAACAUCCAGAACAUCCAGAACAUCCAGAACAUCCAGAACAUCCAGAACAUCCAGAACAUCCAGAACAUCCAGAACAUCCAGAAUAUCAAUACAUCUAACCCAACCCUGGUCACACCAGUAACACACGGAGAAGUCAAUCGUGCAGUAAUCGAGGGUCCAGCAACGGGUGACUAUAUCACUUCAACUCCCACGUCUGAAGAAGAAGUUCAUGGAAGAGGCGGUCGUGCAGUCACCGAAGGACCCACAACAGAUGAUACUUCCGGUCCAAUUCCCAAUUCGGAAGAAGAUGAAGAAGAUCUUCGACCCGACACCCAACACUCCACUGCGGCAGUACUUCUACGCUCCGUACCAGACCACGAUGCCACUCUGGAUCAGGCCGACCCCACCGCCCAACCCCACCUUGAGUAUGAAGAAACUAUUCGUGCGGAAGCCACCCACCAAACAGCAGCCUUUCAUACUGAGAUGGGCCGUUCAGGUCUCGCCCCUGAUGAUCACGUUCAGGACGUAGAGGCAGAAAACGAUGCAACUCCAAUCAACACAGCUCACAGUCCAUCUUCAUCGAUUGCCGCUCUAUCCAAUUCGACGGCUACGGCCACUCAAGCAUCCGACAUCGCAAGGCUAGCCUUGCCAAACGUGGUGGAUGCUCUCAAUGAAGAGCUUUACACGGAUGCAUACCCAUGA